Malus domestica (apple) is the source of this 960-nucleotide messenger RNA. RefSeq lists its product as uncharacterized. Gene Ontology annotation, cellular component: mitochondrion. Lineage: Eukaryota; Viridiplantae; Streptophyta; Magnoliopsida; Rosales; Rosaceae. The record is from RefSeq and is a predicted model, not a curated record. Gene Ontology annotation, molecular function: structural constituent of ribosome.
CCGUAAAUAACACAAACCUCUCAAAAGAGUUCCGCCUCCCCGCAAAAACACAAUUUACACAAACGAAGCUCGUUACAGAGAGAAAGGAGAGAGUGAGAAAGCCGAACCGGAAAAUGGCGAGCAGUCUCGCAAACAGAGCAUUAACAGAUCGAACCGGAAGCCUCUGGAGGCUCACAUCGAGCUUCCUCCGAAGCUUCAGCACCGCUUCCCAAAACCCACCCGCCGGCGCCGCUUCGCCUUCGGCGUCAAAGAAACCCAAGCGGAAGAAGAAGAAGAACCUGUUCGAGGUGGCCCAGUUUCUGCCCAACUGGGGAUUGGGGUACCAAAUGGCUAAGACCCACUGGGUCGGCGUCUCUUACCAGAUUACAAAAAUCAAUCUUUACAAGGAUGGUAGACAUGGCAAAGCAUGGGGAAUCGUUCAUAAGGAAGGCUUGCCAGCCGCAGAUGCCCCCAAGAAAAUAAGCGGAGUCCACAAGCGUGGUUGGAGGUACAUUCCAAACUCGAAGACUGAAAUUGUUCCAAGUAUGACUAAACGUACGGAAAGUGCUCCAGCAGCUGAAGUUCAAGCAGCUUGAUACGUUUUCCUCCAAUUUUAGGGAAUUUAGCCUGAUCUGUUAUACUUGGAUGUUCUUUUUCAGUUACUCAGUUGUAUCCUCCAUCGGUACAAUUUUUUGUUAGAUAAGGUAGUGUGUUUUUUUUUUUUUUUAAUCAGUUUGUUAUGACGAUCCACUGUAGCAUCCUCCCUUGUGCACUGAAACUAGAAUAAUAUCUCGGAACUGCAAAAUCGGAAGGAAAUUGUUAUUGGCGCUCUAAAUUUCCCAUUCUACACUCCAAAAUUUCUAUAUUUAGAAAGAAAAAUACACUUAUAAGGAGUGUAGAAUGAGAUUUUUUGAUUGCCAAUAAUACUUCCCAAUUGGAAAUGGAUUAUAAAAAAGGAUUGAGCAUGUUUGAGUUUGGUUA